AUGGAACCAAUUACAGAUGAAAAUAUCGUUUUGGUAACUGGUGGAGCUGGAUAUAUCGGAAGUCAUACCGUUGUCGAGAUGGUAGAAGCUGGAUUCACACCGUUGAUCAUUGAUAAUCUGUCGAAUUCCUCAGUGGAAGCGGUUCGUCGUGUUGAGGAAAUCACUGGUAAGAAAAUUGAAUUUCACGAGAUGGACAUCUUGGACGAGCCAGCCAUGGAUCGAUUGUUCUCCACCAGAAGUAUUAAGCGUGUCAUUCAUUUUGCCGGUUUGAAAGCCGUCGGUGAAUCAACGUCGGUCCCUCUGAAAUACUAUGACAACAACAUCACUGGAACUGUCAACCUGCUCAAAGUGAUGGCACGUCACCACUGUAAGCAAAUUGUGUUCUCAUCGAGCGCCACCGUCUACGGUGAUGCCGUCGCGCCAAUCCGCGAGGACAGUCCACUUGGCGCCACCAACCCAUACGGACGUACUAAACUCUAUAUCGAAGGAAUCCUCGAGGAUUUGUGCUCGAGUGACCCCGAGUGGAAUUGCGUGUUGCUGCGUUACUUCAAUCCGGUUGGCGCACAUCCCUCCGGAAUGAUUGGCGAGGAUCCGCGCGACAUUCCCAACAACCUGAUGCCAUACAUCACCCAGACUGCCAUUGGCAAGCGUGCACAACUCUCGGUGUUUGGCAACGACUACAACACACCCGACGGAACAGGUGUGCGUGACUACAUUCACGUGGUCGACCUGGCCAAAGGACACAUCUCGGCACUGCGAUACCUCACCGAGAACAACAGACUUGGAUGCGUUGCAUUCAAUCUUGGAACUGGUCGUGGUUACUCAGUGUUGGAGAUGAUUGCUGCCGUCGAGAAGGCAUCGGGUGUCAAAGUGAACUACAAGAUUGUCGAGCGUAGAAAAGGUGACGUCGCCACAUCCUUUGCCGAUCCAGCCAAAGCACUCAGCAUUCUUGGUUGGAAAGCAAACUACAACCAAGAGGAUAUGUGUGAGCAUGCUUGGCGAUGGCAAUCAAAGAAUCCCAACGGAUACCUACCAGUUACAGAAUCAGAAGUUAUUCGUACCGAUAUUCCAAUGACACAUGCUUAA
Molecule: messenger RNA, 1086 nt
Organism: Heterostelium album PN500
Lineage: Eukaryota; Evosea; Eumycetozoa; Acytosteliales; Acytosteliaceae
Gene: galE
Product: NAD-dependent epimerase/dehydratase family protein
Exons: 1
Coding region: 1-1086 (361 amino acids)
Biological process (GO): beta-D-galactose catabolic process via UDP-galactose, Leloir pathway
Cellular component (GO): cytosol
Molecular function (GO): UDP-glucose 4-epimerase activity
Source: RefSeq, a predicted model, not a curated record